Anthostomella pinea is the source of this 345-nucleotide messenger RNA. Lineage: Eukaryota; Fungi; Ascomycota; Sordariomycetes; Xylariales; Xylariaceae. The record is from the annotation of a GenBank genome assembly.
AUGCUGUACGAACUCAUUGGAAUCGUCCGGCCGUCGGGCAACCUCGGCGAGGUCAAGGAAAUCGUCCUCACAGCCGGUCAGCUGAUCCUGCAACAAAAUGGCGUGAUACGGGGUCUCUCGAACUGGGGCGUCUUCUCCCUGCCAAAGGCCGUCAGCGUGCACCAGAUGCGCCACCAGAAGGGCCACUACUUUGCCAUGCGCUUUGACGCGAGCGUCGGUACGCAAGAGGCUGUGCGGAACAUGUUGCGGCUCGACCCGCGCAUGAUCCGCCACGCCAGUGUCAAGCUGGGCGACGGCAAGCUGGGGACCAUGAGCCGGUUCGGGGGCGUUGACUGGUCUCGGUAA